UCAGGUGGAUAGAUAGUAUAUCAGAAUCUCAAUAAAAAAGAAGAAGUAAAUCCGUUUAAUUUGACAAAAUUGUGAUUAUGAUUUUAAAAAUUCUAUUUGUUGUAGUAAAAAGUUUAUUUUAUUAACAAAAUGGAUAAUCACAAGAAGACUAAGGGGUCGAAGGUUAAGGGAUUUCAAUUUCCUGAAAAUAUGAUUGAAUUUGAUCCAGUCUCCGGUAAAUAUAUUGCACUCCCAUUUCCUAAAAAUCAAGAUAUACAGAAAGAAGACAUAAAAGUUGCCAACAUCCAAUCAAAAACUAAAUCACCACUGAAACCAUUAGAUUUUAAAAACUUAUUUCCAGAUGACUCAAAAAUGUCUAGCAAAUCAAACCAACCACAUAAUAAACGCCGUUUAGAACCAUUGAAUUUGAAUGAUCUACAUUCAGGUACUAAAGAAAUGCCAACUAAAAUAAGAAAAAUUGAUAAGACUCCACAUUCAGCUAGAAGAUUGUUUCCAUUAAAAAAACAGCAAAAUCCAAGAACAUCCUCCAAUAGAUACAGUACUUCUGGGAUAUCUACCUUACCAAAUAAAAGAAAAUCAACUGCAGGGUCAGCCAAAUCAUCACCUUUAUUAAAUAUGGAAGAAGUUGAACAAAAAAUGUUGAAGAGCACUACUUCUUUCAAGGGAUAUCAAUUCAGAUCACCGGAGUUGUCCAAAGUUAGACUUACUAAACUGACUAAUUCUCAUGGUAAAUCGGAAAUACUGGAAAUCCCCGAAAUAAUAGUAGAAGAAUGUGAAACAUUUUUGGAAGAAAUUGAUAACAAGGUUAUGGAAGAAGAAAACGAACCAAAAACACCAGAUUCUACUCAAGAAUUUCGUAACCUAGAACAGCUUUGUGAAGAUUCUCCUAUUACAACUGUGUGUAAUUUAAUGCAAGAUACUGUGCUAAACAGUGAUAAAAACACAAAAUCAGUUUCUGAUGCCGAUUUAGAAUUGAAAAGAAAAAUUGAAAAAUUCAUUAAAGAGGAAGAAAUUAGACAUAAAAAAUUUUUAAAAGACGAAGAAAUUAGACAUAAGAAUUUUUUACAAGAUGAAGAAAUUAGACAUCAACGAACUACAUCUAUGUUGAAAACAGUUUUUGAAGAGCUUACCAAAAUUGAAAUAAAUUGCAAAGAAAAUCAAUCUUUAAAAAUCAACCGAAGAUCUGAACGGCUACUAAAAAAGAGUCCUUUAAUAAAAUCAAAACUUUUAACGUCUCCAGUUAUACCUAAUAGUGAUUUGCGCAAAUCUACUUUGAAAAAAAAUUUGGUAGCUAAAAGCCUUGAUUAUAAAGUAUGUAGUCCACGAGUCCAAAAAGCCAUGAGUUUGUAUAAUUCACUUACUAUUUUCCAAACACCAAAAUCUGAUAGAAAGAAUUUAAGCGCAAGACUUCAAAAUCAGUGCCUUCUUUUACAAGAUACUCCCGUACAUAAGUGAUAUUUAGUCGACGCAUCAUAUUGAAGUAGACCAAAAAGCAGAUGUAUUGUGUUUUAUACGAAGAAUAUUUUUUACAUUAAAUGUUAUACUCGUUUUGCAUUAAAUAUUUUCACUGUAUAAUUAAAA
Diorhabda carinulata is the source of this 1581-nucleotide messenger RNA. RefSeq lists its product as uncharacterized. Lineage: Eukaryota; Metazoa; Arthropoda; Insecta; Coleoptera; Chrysomelidae. Bases 130 to 1455 code for a protein of 441 amino acids. The transcript has 6 exons. The record is from RefSeq and is a predicted model, not a curated record.